AUGAUCAGCGUGCAAGCUCGAAUUCUCUACGCAAAGAUCAACUCUCCCCCGUCCAAAGUCAUCUCCAGCCGCGGCCACUACCUCAUCACCGAAGAUGGCCGGGAGAUCUUCGACGCGACAGGCGGUGCCGCCGUCGCCGCCGUCGGCCACAACCACCCGACCAUCAAGAGCGCCAUCACACAGCAACUAGACGAAGUGGCGUACUGCUACUCGCCCUUCUUCACCACUCCGGCUGCCGAGCGGAUCGCAACCUUUCUCACCGAGUCCACCAAUGAAGAGAUGACCAAGACCUUCAUCGUUAGUUCCAGUACGGAAGCCAUUGAAGCAUCCCUCAAAAUCGCACGGCAGUACCAUGUCGAACGUGGGCAGCCCCAGCGGACCCGGUUCAUCGCGCGGAGGCAGUCCUACCACGGCAACACUCUGGGGGCGCUCGCGACGGGGUACCAUAAAGCCCGGAGAGCGGUGUAUGAGGACAUCCUGGCCAAGAAUGUCUCGCAUGUGUCGCCGUGCUAUCCGUACCGGGGCAAGAGACCCGGGGAGAGUGACGAGAGCUAUGUUCAGCGGUUGGCGGAUGAGUUGGAAAGGGAGUUUCAGGCCGUCGGGCCGGACACAGUUUGCGCUUUUAUCGCGGAGACGAUCACCGGGGCUACUCUCGGUUGCGCCCCCCCUGUGCCGGGCUACUUCCCAGCGAUCAAGGCAGUAUGCGAUCGCCACGGUGCCCUGUUGAUCAUGGACGAGGUCAUGUCGGGAAUGGGGCGUUCGGGGACUCUGCAUGCAUGGGAGCAGGAGGGUGUCGUUCCGGAUCUGCAGACCGUGGCCAAAGGUCUGGGCGCCGGGUACGCGCCUAUCGGGGCUCUGCUGGUGGGCAAGAAGGUGGUGGACGCGCUGACCCAGGGUACUGGCGGGUUUGUGCACAGCCAGACGUAUCAGGGCCACCCGAUCGCUUGUGCUGCUGCGUAUGCUGUGCAGACCCUGAUUCAAGAACAGAAUCUGCUAGACAAUGUCAGAGUUCAGGGCGACUACUUGGGGAGACUUCUGACAGAGCGCAUUGGAUGUCAUCCGAAUGUGGGGGAUGUCCGCGGUCGGGGACUGUUUUGGGGGAUCGAGUUUGUGACGGACAAAGAGACAAAGACACCCUUCCCUGUCGGUGAUCAGGUUGCGCAGACAGUGCAUUUGACGGGCUUGCAGGAUGAACAUUGCAUUUCCCUCCUGCCCAGCAGCGGCAAUGUUGAUGGGACUCAGGGUGAUGUGGUUCUGAUUGCUCCUGCAUAUAACAUCACUGCCCCCGAGGUAGAGGAUCUAGUGGAUAGGGUUGAGAAGGUCAUCGAGUCGGUGUUUGAUCAGUCCUGA
This is a messenger RNA of Aspergillus aculeatus ATCC 16872, 1350 nucleotides long. RefSeq lists its product as uncharacterized. The coding region runs from base 1 to 1350 and encodes 449 amino acids. The record is from RefSeq and is a predicted model, not a curated record. Gene Ontology annotation, molecular function: pyridoxal phosphate binding; transaminase activity. Gene Ontology annotation, cellular component: cytosol. The transcript is spliced from 5 exons. Lineage: Eukaryota; Fungi; Ascomycota; Eurotiomycetes; Eurotiales; Aspergillaceae.